AUGUCUUCUGCAAACGACAAAGCUCUCCAGCUGCGAAAUCUGCAUAUUCCAGGGAAGCCCCUCGUGUUCGCCAAUGUUUACGAUGCUUCUUCUGCUCGCAUAGUGGCAGCCAACUCUUCUUCUACCGCUCUAGCAACUGCAAGCUACGCGGUAGCUGCUGUCCAUGGAGUAAGCGAUGACGACCUUGACCUUGAGACCAACCUCGCAUCGGCCCGUCGAAUCGCCUCUGUCGCAGAUGAGUUCAACAAGCCCCUUUCCGUGGACAUGCAAGACGGAUAUGGCUCCCGCCUAGAGGAGUCCAUUGAAUCAAUCAUUGCUGCAGGUGCUUCAGGGUGCAACUUGGAAGAUAAGGACAAUGAGACCGGCAAGCUCUUUCCCCUUGAUGUUGCCGUUGACCGUGUCCGCCGUGUCAUGGCUGCUGCUGUCAAGGCGGGGGUUCCGGAUUUUGUCCUCAAUGCUCGCACCGACGCUGUUCUGCUGCACAAGGAUCUGGAAGAUGCCAUUGUGAGAGGCAAGGCUUUCCUUGAGGCUGGUGCCACCACUGUUUUUGUCUGGGGUGGCCUGUCCCGUGCAGACGUUGAGAGACUCGCGAAAGAGUUUGGUGGAAUGCUAAAUGUUAGCCUUCUCCCUGGAGGACUGACGGUCCAGGAAUUGGCCGAUAUUGGGGUUGCAAGAAUCAGUGUCGGACCACGGAUGUGGAGGUUGGCAAUGAACACGGUUGAGGAGCAGUCGAAGAAGCUAUUGGAUGAAUAUGCCGCUAUGCAGGCCAAAUAG
Messenger RNA from Trichophyton rubrum CBS 118892, 774 nucleotides. RefSeq lists its product as uncharacterized. The record is from RefSeq and is a predicted model, not a curated record. Gene Ontology annotation, molecular function: catalytic activity. NCBI's taxonomy places the organism in Eukaryota, Fungi, Ascomycota, Eurotiomycetes, Onygenales, Arthrodermataceae. Bases 1 to 774 code for a protein of 257 amino acids. The transcript has a single exon.